Messenger RNA from Diospyros lotus (date-plum), 2190 nucleotides. RefSeq names its product heat shock 70 kDa protein 8. The transcript has 2 exons. Gene Ontology annotation, biological process: cellular response to unfolded protein; protein refolding. The record is from RefSeq and is a predicted model, not a curated record. Gene Ontology annotation, cellular component: cytoplasm. Bases 223 to 1950 code for a protein of 575 amino acids. Gene Ontology annotation, molecular function: ATP hydrolysis activity; ATP binding; heat shock protein binding. NCBI's taxonomy places the organism in Eukaryota, Viridiplantae, Streptophyta, Magnoliopsida, Ericales, Ebenaceae.
UCCAUAUCUUUCCUUCUCUCUCUAGGAAGCUCUAGAACAAGUCGCCAGCACCUUCUAAUGCCACCGUCUCCUCCGCCUUCCACCGGCUCUUAAGCAUUCCAUUCGCUCGGUGUUUCUUGUCUGUAAUCGAACCCUCUCCUCCCAUCUGCUCCCGGCCUCCGUUUCUCUCUCAAACUGACAUAUCUGACCCGCAUUUGAUAAACAGCUCUGCAAAUAUCAGAAAUGGCUGAACAAGCAUACACUGUGGUAUCUGAUAGUGAAACAACUGGAGAGGAAAAAUCUUCAUCCACUUUUCCAGAGAUUGCUAUUGGAAUCGACAUCGGUACUUCUCAAUGCAGUGUGGCAGUCUGGAACGGCUCCCAAGUAGAGCUUCUUAGGAACACAAGAAACCAGAAGCUGAUGAAAUCUUAUGUCACCUUCAAAGAUGAAGUUCCUGCAGGUGGUGUUAGCAAUCAGCUCUCGCACGAGUAUGAGAUGUUAUCGGGUGCUGCAAUCUUUAACAUGAAACGCCUAAUUGGUAGAGUUGACACUGAUCCAGUGGUUCAUGCUAGCAAAAGCCUCCCGUUUUUGGUACAGACGCUGGAUAUUGGCGUGCGGCCCUUUAUUGCAGCAUUGGUGAAUAACGCCUGGAGGUCCACAACUCCAGAAGAAGUUCUUGCCAUAUAUUUGGUGGAAUUAAGGGCCAUGGCUGAAGUUCGAUUGAAGCGCCCCAUUAGGAAUGUUGUCUUAACCGUUCCUGUUGCGUUCAGCCGGUUUCAACUGACACGGAUUGAGCGAGCUUGUGCCAUGGCCGGCCUACAUGUCCUGAGACUGAUGCCCGAACCUACAGCUGUUGCUCUGUUGUAUGCACAGCAGCAGCAACAGAGUGUCCAAGACAUUAUGGGCAGCGGAUAUGAGAAGAUUGCACUUAUUUUCAACAUGGGAGCAGGUUAUUGUGAUGUCGCUGUAUCUGCUACUGCAGGAGGAGUUUCACAGAUAAAGGCUUUAUCGGGUACUACUCUUGGAGGAGAGGACAUACUCCAAAAUUUGAUGCACCAUGUCCUGCCCAAUAUGGACAGUCUCUUUUCGAGUCGUGGAAUCAACGAGAUCAAGGCAAUGGGUUUGCUAAGAGUGGCAACACAGGAUGCAAUCUACAAGCUCUCUUCUCAAGCAAGUGUUCAAAUUGAUGUUGAUCUUGGGAACGGGUUAAAAAUAUGCAAGGUUAUCAACAGAGAGGAAUUUGAAGAAGUAAACAAGCACGUGUUCGAUAAAUGCGAGGCCCUCGUUAAACAGUGCUUGCACGACGCAAAGGUUGAGAUAGAGAAUGUGAACGAUGUGAUACUUGUAGGCGGUUGUUCUUACAUUCCGAGGGUGAGGAAUCUCGUUAUGGAUAUAUGCAGAAGGGAUACGAUCUACAACGAAUUGAAUCCUUUAGUGGCUGCAGUUUGCGGGGCGGCCCUGGAAGGUGCUGUUGCCUCAGGCAUCAAUGAUCCUUUCGGAAACUUGGACCUGUUAACCAUCCAAGUGACCCCUCUGAGUAUUGGCAUCCGAGCUGAUGGAAACUCCUUUGUUCCAAUCAUAAGCCGAAAUAUGACCGUGCCAUUGAGGAAGGAAUUGACCUUCACAACCGUCCAUGACAACCAGUCGGAAGCUCUGAUAAUAGUCUAUGAAGGCGACGAACAAUCCGCGGAGAAGAACCAUCUGCUGGGCUAUUUCAAGAUCACCGGGAUUCCUCCAGCCCCGAAAGGAGCUCCCGAAAUCAGUGUGUGCAUGGAUAUCGACGCUUCGAAUGUGCUGAGAGUUUUCACCGGGGUGCUGAUGCCCGGGACAAAAGAUCCGGCGACUCCAUUCAUGGAGGUGAGGAUGCCGACUGUGGAUGACGGGCAUGGCUGGUCUGCUGAAGCUCUGCAUGGCAAGCACGGGUCAGCUUUGGACUUGAUCACACUAGUGCAGAAGGCGGCUCAGCAGUGAGCAUGGGGAGGGUGAGUUUCCAUCAUGUGUUGUAUUGGUUCUUACUGGGCUAUUUUAGUACAACUUGGUUUCAUAAUAUUGAGGUCUCUACACUCUACAUCAAAAGUUAAAGUGGUUUUAUUAGUAACGUCGUGUCGUUGGAACAUAUAUAUGCAGUUCUACGCUGCUUGUAAUCGUAAUCAUAUGGUAAUUAAGAUGCUGGGCAUGUAAUUAUCCUUGUAAUCGUAGAUUAAUUCUCUC